UUUACAUACUGGCGAUCCGACGCCCGGGAGUCUCUCUAUGUACAGCUAGUCUGCAAUGAUGAGUUGGCAGAACUGCAUGUGCCAAAUUGUUCACGUUUUGAAAACAAAGGCUCAGCCGAGCCGCUUGUGAAAGCAUUGAUCGCCUCGCAGCUUGCAAUGCAUGGCGACGGUGGGGAGAACUGACCUCCUGACAUUCUGAAGAGAUUAGUGGGCGAUUAGUCUAGUGCUAUUGCAGUGUUGACUCCAUGCCAGCAGCCAUUAUGGCCGCAACAGCGGCCAAUGGCGGGUCUUCGAGGCCUCCGACCAGUCCUACAGCAUGCAAGGGAAGCCAGGGACUGCCCCCACUGGAGAAGUUCCCGGCACAAGGUUACCUUCACAAUAUCUGGCAGGGCUUCCGCUCCAUCGUCGCGUACCUGCUGUGGCCUGUGCACUACAUACAUCGUGUGGGUUGGCAGAGGGCCUUGGCCUCCGCCAUCAUGUGUCUGUUGACAUUCUUCCAUGGAAAACCCCUGAGGAAAUUGGGCAUUGCCAUGGAAUGGCUGGGAAACUCCAUACUAGGUCCGGACAAGGAUACCAAGUGCAACCUGACGGUGAUUGGCCUCCUCGACAGGAACUUCACUCUGGAUGAGCACACGGUUACCACCUUUCCUUCGGAAACACCAAGCGCACGCACCAACGCUUUGGUGUGCUGCAUGGCUUCCAAGGUCAUCUAUGAAGACGAUCGCCUUGUAGAGCACGUUGUCAACAACGUGUGGAACAAAAACAAUAAGGGCGAGAAGUUCAAGUUCAUUGAGUGGUAUCACUACACGACACAAGGGCAGGAUCGCGUAGACACUCAAGCCAUGCUCGUGAAGAAGGGACACGCUGUCAUCGUUGCUUUCCGAGGGACGCAGCCUUUCAGCGUCGUGGACUGGGCUACUGACUUUCGCUUCAGCUGGUGGGAUGGUAUUCCGCCACUUGGCAGAGUGCACAUCGGCUUCCUCGAGAGCCUCGGCCUCGGUGCCCCGAUCGACGACGAGGACCCUUCCGAGAAGGAUGAGUCUACCAGACUAGAAGAGGACGAAAAGCUGAGAGCUUUUUCAAAGUACAUCAACCUGUGCCAAACCCGCCACCGCCAGGGCACAAAGCGCCGCGACGACACCGCGGGCCGCAAGUCGCGUGCGGAUGUCCGAGACCCGCAAACCCCGGCGUCCGACGAGUCUGAGGCCGACGUGCUAGCCCGCUUCUUAAAGGAUUACGUCCUCGAGGACAAAAGCGCGCUCGCCAAUAAGGCCGCGCCGCUGUCCGAGGAGGUGUGCGACCAAUGGAACGUGCGCGACAACGCGCCGCUCUACUGGAAGAUCCGACUCGCGCUCGCGAACGCGCUGCGCGCGGACCCCGAGGCCAAGGUCUACAUCACCGGGCACAGCCUGGGCGGCGCGCUCGCCGCGCUCUUCGCGGGGCUGCUGGCGGCCGAGAAUGACGUCAUGGCGGAGCGCAUCGGCGGGCUGUACACGUUCGGGCAGCCGCGCAUCGGGGACUGGUCAUUCGCGGAGUACCUGCACAACAAGCUGAACCUGCCGGAGCAGCGCUACGUGCGCCUGAUCUACGCCAAUGACCUGGUGCCACGUGUGCCUUUCAACAGCAGCAUGCAUCAGUACAAGCACCUGGGGCCGUACCACGUGUCCAACGCGUUCUACGCCGUCACGGUCGGCACAUCCACCGAGCAGCCGGCGAUGGGCGUGAUAGCUCCGUACCUCACCAUCAUUCUGGAGUUCUGGUACAACGUAGUCUGGAACGAGAUCGCAAACCUGUGCUUUCGGGACGUUCCAAGACCCCGGGAGACGUGCUUCCAGAUGCUCGUCCGAGCGCUUUCUAUGUUUGCGCCGAGGAUCGCGGCGCACAACCCGGCCAACUACCUGAAUGCGGUGCGGUACGGCUUCCCCCACGGAGAGCAGAAGAAGCAGCCGCCCACUUGAGGUGGCGGAGAAGCUAAGAAGUUUAGGUGACCGAACGACACAACAGCCUGUAGAUAGGCCCGAGCCCCCCUGGAGCCCCUCAGUUUGCAGUUAAGGCCCUCAGCUUUUUUUCGGGUUGGGCUUAGUGAUAGAGCAGACCGUUGGCGGUUUUGAAAGAAACGCCGCUUUGGAGCUUGCUAUUUUGAACAAAUCAGGGAUAGGUAUAGGGCAUGAUCAGUGUUGCAUUUGAAUACUGGCGCAGGGCUUAGUGAUAGAGCGCGGACCGUUGGCCUUCUUGAAAGAAACGCGCUUUGGAGCUUGCUAGUUUGAACAGAUCAGGAACAGAUAGAGAGCGUGAUCAGUGUUGCAUCUAUUGUUGGCGCCGCGUAGGUCCUAGUGUAUUUCUGUUAGCUGCUGACUCAUGUCUCGUACUAGACAGUAGUCACGAUCUAGGUCAGUCGGGUACCAUGAGCUGUUGGUCAGCAAUGAAAUCUGCACGAGAAAGGGUUACAAGAAAGCUUCAUAUGUAGGGGAUCAUGCUUUUCAGAGCCUCAUUACAAAGUGCUGCAUGCGUGAUGUCGAU
Molecule: messenger RNA, 2520 nt
Organism: Klebsormidium nitens
Lineage: Eukaryota; Viridiplantae; Streptophyta; Klebsormidiophyceae; Klebsormidiales; Klebsormidiaceae
Source: the annotation of a GenBank genome assembly